AUGGAAGAUUUUCGAGGUAUAACUGAAGAGUCAUUUCCAAGCUUUUUAACCAAUUCAUUACUUGGUAAUAGCGAGAUUUUGGAAAAUCUAACACUUUCUUCAAAUCUUGGCUUGCCUGUUGCUGUUUCAACACUUGCUAGAAAUAGAUCCAGCACUGAUAAUAGGUGUUCUGAUAUCCAGGCAUCUUAUUUAGUAGAAGAGAGGUCUUCAGUUCCAUCUGAGUCAUCUCCCGUUAGCCAGAGUGAAGCUGAACCAAGAGAGAAGUUACAGCUUAGUUUCCAGGAUGAUGAUGAGAGAAAGAGCCAUAUAGAAAGUCAACAUUUGUCAGAUGCUGUCCUCAAAGAGUCAGCUUUCCCCAACAAUCGAGCAAAAACUGAAGAGGAGGAGGCUAACACUGCAGAAUGCUUUCACAGGCAAGAUCCUUGUGUAAAGAUUUUACCACUGGGCCAAGUGCAAGACGCACCUAUUGAAUUUUGUUUACGAUCGUGGAUGAAUAAUGAGAACAAGAUUGUUGUUCCUGAUGGUGGAAAACAUUUUGAAGACAAGAAUUCAAACAAUGACUUAAGCCAUACUAGUUUAAUAGAAAAUGAAAAACUUAUGUCACUGACAAGCUUGGAUGACUCUUCUGAUGAUGAUAUUGAUGAUGAAGAAUUUUAUGAUGAUCAUUUGGAGGCUUAUUUUGAGCAACUGGCAAUUCCAGGAAUGAUAUAUGAAGACCUAGAAGGACAGGAACUUCCAGAAAAAGAUUUUAGGUUACCUAUAGGUGAUCUCAGUCUGGCAAAUGGAAACGGUAGUUUAAACUAUAAAUUUCAGUCAGAAAAUAACAGCUCUCUGAUUUCCCAUGGCUCACACUCUUCAGGAAAUUCUGAAACAACCCACAGAGAGUCUGAACAAGGUCAUGUUUGUCUCCCUGGGACCAGUAAUUCUGUAGAUAAUGGAAAUAGUAGAAGGCGUGUAGAUGAUGUGUUACCAUUUUCCUCUAAUACUUUGAGAAUUGAAAAAGAGAAAGAAGGGGCAGAAAGUUCAAAGGGUAUUGUUCUACAUCGUGACAGAUCACUAACUAGCGAAAGACGAGCAUGUGAAUGUUACGAGUCCAUUGAAAAGAAGAAAGACCAAGCUGAUCUACCACAGAACGUGGUUUAUCAAAAUGAAGAAGGUAGAUGGGUCACUGACCUUGCAUAUUAUACAUCUUUUAAUGAAGAACAAGAUUUAAAUAUGCCUCCAACGGAUGAAAUGAAUGAAGAAUUCAGAACUGGUUCUGAGGCAUUGGAAUUGAUUGCACAAGAUGAAGAAGAAUUUAAUAAAGAGCACCAAUUUAUGCAGGAAGAAAAUAUAGAUGCCCAGAAUACUUCAGUUGCACUAGGGGAUACGUCGUGGGGAACUUCAAUUAAUUACAAUUUGUUGAAGAAAUCACUUAGCACAUCAGAUUUGAACAAAGACGAUGCCAGUUAUUUACGUCUAUCUUUGGGAGAGUUCUUUGCUCAAAGAUCUGAAGCUCUUGGUUGCCUUGGUGGUGGUUAUAGUGUGAAAAGACCAUCAUUUGGUUAUUUUAUUAGAUCACCAGAAGAGAGAGAACCUGUUGCUUUAAUAAGAAAAUCUGAUUUAUCACAAAGUGAUUUGGACAAAGAAAUGGCUCAUCUUAACCAUGAUUCAUUUUCAGGAGAUUUAAAUGAACACUCCAAUGCACAACUAAGUGAAGGAUCAGUUACACUUCAGGCGGAAGAACUGGACAGUGUUUCACAAGUGGAUGAAAACGAUGUGACAUUAACUGCCAAUAAAGGCAAAACAGAGGACACUUUCUUCAUAAAUAGCAAAUCCCAAAGAUGUAAAGGCGACCUACCUGAUGGUGAUGAUUCUGUACUUAGGAUAAGCACCAUUGCUUCAGCUAUUGCAGAUGCAUCAGUGAGUACUGAUCCUUCCCAACUUGCUGCCAUGAUCAAGGCACUUUCAAAUAAAACCAGAAAGAAGACUUUUCAGGAAGAUGGUGAACAACAGGACGUUUCCAUUGUGUCUCAUUUCAUAUCUAAUGAUUUAGAACAAAGUAAUGGAACCAGUGCAUUUGAUAUGGAGAAAUACCUUAGAAAAACGGAAGUUAGUAGAUGCGAAGGUGGACUGGGAAACUUGUCAAGAACUGGCGUGUCUGACAUUUGGGAUUUAUCUUUGCCAAAAGAACGCACUACACAAGACAUCCAUACAGUGGACUUAGAUGCUACUAGUAUAAGUGUAAGGGAAUCAGAAGAAAAUACACCAGCUGUUUACUAUGGUGAAAGCAGAGAGAGUGAAAACCAGGAAUCAUUUAGAACAACAGACUCUUCAAAUUCAGUUCUUACAAAUAUAAGAGAGAGUGAGAGUGCAAUAGUUGAUGUGAAGACGUAUUCCAUUGACAAAUUACCAGAUACUGGUAAUAGUGAAAAAGCUACCUCAAUAUCCAUCCCAACAUCUAAUAGCUAUUCAUUAGUAAAGAGCCCCUUUUGGCUGUCAGAAGAGCGUGAAGAAAUGCAAACUAAUAGAGAAAAUCAGAGGCAAAAUGAGUAUGUUAGUGAAACAAGUAGCAGUGAAAAGCAUGUGACUUUUGGAAAACAUUUCUUAAUCUCAUCUAAAAAUGUUGAUUUGAAAAAUUCUUCUCCUGAGCAUGGUGGACAUAGUUCAGAAGAUGAUCAGGAUAGCUUCAGACCUUCCACCACUCCACUGAGUCAUUCUUCUCCUAGUGAAGCUUCUGGAACAAGUUUAUCAGGGCGUGCUUCAGAAUCAUUUGGCUCAGCAGCUCAUCAUCAGAAGCCCCCCUGUGAGAGUGAGUCGUCUCAGUUGAUGUGUCCAGAGGCUAGUGUGAGUAGGCUCACUUACGUGUCUGAACAAGAGAGCACCUGUCCCACCAUGGCCUCAGAUCAUGGCCUUGAGGACUGCAAGAGUGAUAUCACCAGUGAGUUGAGCACCACAAUUAUUCGAGCCAGUCCAAUUCCACCAGAGGAACAGACUGUGGAAAAUUUGAGAGAAAAAGAUUCAUUUCAAGGUAGAGGAAAAGAAACAUUAUCACAUAUUAUCCAGAGAAAAUCAGAUACAGAAAAAAUGACUGAAACUACUUCUCUGAGUAGCAAACCUGAAGAUAUAAAACCUAACUUUAGAUUUAGUAAAGAUCUUUCCUCCAAAAGUGAAGAUCUAUCGGAAACCACUGCCACCGGUUUGACUACAAACUCCAGCGAAUUGGACCAGAUCAGCCUGGCUCAUCUGAGCAAGUCAGGUCCCAGGCACCUGAUUGUGUCAGCAAUGCCACGCUUCCCUGUGACACUCCAGGCAUCUGUGAACGAAAGUGAGAGAGUAACUUCAGAAGAUACGUCAACUACCAACAGUGCAUUGAGUGGCCAGGUUCCUCAUCAGAUGGCCUCUGGAAGCCAGUGUGCCUCACUUCCCAGCUCUGUGAUUUAUGGCUCUGCUUUCGACAUGCAGAACAUUCCCACCUCAGUUCCUGCACUGUUGACUCGACAUUCUUUAGCCACAGCUCCCUUUGCCCAGCAGUAUUUGGGAACACUACCUGCAGCUGGAAAUGUGGCUUUGCCCCCGUGCUAUACAGGCAGCACCACCGUCUCUGGGUUCUCAGGAAACUGUUCUUACCCUGCUGUCACAGGCGAGCAUGUUCGGAACUCUGUGGCUGUGGACAUUUGUCUAGGACAAAAUAUCAGCUCUGGAUUGAUGGGUACUUCUUCCCUUUGUAACCCAUAUUCUAAUACCACACAUCAGAAUCUUCUAACUACAGCAAAAUCUUUUCCUGUGCAGUCUGUUGGUGCAAAUUAUGGAAUUGAACCAUGGGAUUCAGGAAUGAUGUCAGGAUUAGGGAAUGUAAGAGUACCUGAGGAAGUGAAGUUUCCUCAUGCUUGCUGUGUUGGUAUUGCUUCACAAACCCACCUUAGUGUACUUAAUCCAACCACCCGCUGGCUGCAGGUCAGCAUAGGAGUUCUCAGUGUUAGUGUUAAUGGUGAAAAGGUGGAUCUUUUAGCAUAUCCUUGUUUAGUUUUCAAGAAUAAAGUCAUCAUAAGACCUCAUGCCACAGAAGAGAUAAAAGUACUUUUCAUACCAAUCGAUCCUGGGAUUUUCAGAUGUAUUUUCAGUGUUGCUUCUUGGCCGUUUACAGCAGAUGCUGAGACAGUAGUCCAAGCAGAAGCCUUGGCCAGCAGAGUCAUUCUCACCGCUGUUGCCGAGACCCCUGUGAUCGAGGUAGAAACAGAAAAGAAAGAUGUUCUUGAUUUUGGUGACUUGACUUAUGGUGGCUGGAAAGCUCUCCCAUUAAAACUGAUAAACAAGACACAUGCCAUCGUGCCAAUCAGACUUAUUAUUAAUGCUAAUGCCAUAGCCUGGCGUUGCUUCACAUUUUCCAAGGAACCUGUCCAUGCUUCUAUGAGGGCUGCUCCUUAUGCUGAUGUGAUUGCUCAGCUGGCAGCUCCUUCUGUGAUCAAUCACAUGAUGCCAGCCAGUUACGAUGGACAGGACCCUGAAUUUUUUAUAAUUUGGGUUCUUUUCCAUAGUCCAAAGAAACACAUCACUUCUUCAGAGAUUCUGGACUCAGCAGAAGAAUUUUUGGCAAGAGUUGAUGUAGAAGUUGAUAGCCCAAACCCUACACCAGUCAUUAAAAGCAUUGGUCUUCGAGCCAGAACAGGAAUUGCUAGGAUACACGCCCCAAAAGACUUACAGACUAUGCAUUUGUUUGCCAGCGUAGCUUCCUCAACAAAACAGCACUUACCUUUGAAAAAUGCUGGGAAUAUUGACGUUUACUUAGAUAUCAAGAUCCCAGAUCAAGGAAGUCACUUUUCAGUGGUUCCAGAGACUCUAUUCCUUAAACCUGGAGAAGAACACGAAGUUAUUAUUUCAUUUACUCCAAAGGAUCCCCAAACCACUGAGGAAAGGAUCUUGAAAAUAUUUGUGCAGCCUUUUGGACCUCAGUAUGAAGUAGUGUUAAAAGGUGAAGUGGUUUCCUCAGAAAAUAAACCUCUAGCACCUGGAUCUGGCUGCUCAGACAUUCCGUCCAUUUUAUCCAACAAGCAGUUUUUGGCUUGGGGAGGUGUUCCUCUGGGCAGAACACAGCUUCAGAAACUAGCUUUAAGAAAUAAUUCUACGUCCACAACCCAACACUUGCGACUGCUGAUUAGAGGACAAGACCAGGACUGCUUUCAGCUUCAGCACACUUUUGGUUCCGAAGAGCGAUUGACUAGUAACUGUGAGAUCAAAAUUCGUCCAAAAGAAGACAUUACCAUCUUUGUGUUGUUUGCACCUACUCGAUUAUCUUGUAUGUUGGCUAAAUUAGAAAUUAAACAACUGGGAAUUCGAUCACAGCCAGGUACUAAGUUCACGAUACCUUUGUCUGGAUAUGGAGGAACAAGUAAUCUUAUUUUGGAAGACGUUAAAAAAUUAUCUGACAGUUACAUGGUAACAGUGAAUGACUUAAUACCUGGCAAAGAAAGGAGAAUUGUUUUUUCUAUUCGUAACACUGGCUCUCGGGCAGCUUUUGUAAAAGCUAUAGGUUUUAAGGAUUCUCAGAAAAAAGUUUUCCUGGAUCCUAAAGUAUUAAAGAUUUUCCCAGAUAAAUUUGUUCUUAAGGAAAAAACACAACAAGAUGUUACUAUAAUAUAUCAUCCAUCAGAGAGAGAUAGCAAUUACAAAACCACAACAGAAUUGUCAACUAUAUUCUUCUUUGGUGGAGAUGAAAUUUCACGACAGCAGUAUCGAAGAGCUCUGCUGCAUAAACCAGGGAUUCUAGAACAGAUACUUCCAGAGCAUAGUGUGCUUCAGAGCAUUGAUUUUGCUGAAACAUUUCAAGAUGAGCUACUAGUAACUGAAGUGUAUGAUCUUCCCCAGCGGCCUAAUGAUGUUCAACUCUUUUAUGGAAACAUGCGUAAAAUUGUGCUUUCAGUGAUUGGGGAAUUCAGAGAUUCCAUUUUUAGCAGAGAAUUUCUUCAGUCUUCUUCCAAAGCUAACUUAGAAUUUAAAAGUGACAGUCCUGGGAAACACGGUGGCAAUGUUUCUUUGGAUGUUUUACCAGUUAAAGGUCCUCAAAGUUCUCCACUUUCACAAGUUGUUCACCCACCUCAAGAUAAAUCAUCCUCUGAAGAAAUGUGGACUGUCCACCCUGAACACUUGAUUUUGGUAGCCCCUUCUACGUGUGACCUGGCAAAAACUGGACGAUUCCAAAUUUUAAAUAAUUCUGUUAGGUUACUGAAAUUUGAACUAUACUGGCCGGCACAUUGCCUUACGGUCACACCACAACAUGGAUUUAUUGAGCCAGAGAGUAAGCUACAGAUUCUUGUGAGUCCUAAUUCCUCCUCAUCCACAAAACAGUCAAUGUUCCCAUGGAGUGGUUUGAUCUAUAUUCACUGUGACAAUGGGCAGAAGAAAAUUGUGAAAGUUCAAAUUCGAGAAGACUUGACUCAAGCAGACCUUCUCACUCGUUUGGCCUCCAACCCAUUGGGAAUCCCUUUUCCAGUUACUGAGCCUUUAACUAGACAUCUUGUAAAGCCAAUGACAAAACCACCUUCCACAAAAGUUGAGAUAAGAAAUAAGACUGUUAUUUUUCCUACAACAGAACCUGGUGAAACUUCAGAAAAUUAUCUGGAACUUCAGAAUCAUGGUAACACAGAAGUAAAGUGGUAUCUGUCAUCUUUAGCUCCACCUUAUGUCAAGGCAGUCGAUGAAAGUGGAGAUGUUUUUAGAGCUACUUAUGCAGCAUUCAGAUGUUCUCCUAUUUCGGGAAUAAUGGAAAGCCAUGGCACCCAAAAGGUCUCUGUUACAUUUUUGCCCAGAGAUAAAGGGGAUUAUGCCCAGUUUUGGGAUGUUGAAUGUCACCCCCUUACAGAGCCUCACAUGAAACAUACCUUGAGAUUUCAACUUUCUGGACAAAGUGUCAAAGCAGAAAAUGAGCCUGAAAAUUCUUGUGUUUCUACAAAUACUCUUAUUAAAAUAGAUAAUUUAGUUAAGCCCCGAAGACAAGCUGUGUCAGAAGCUCCUGUUCCCAUACCUGGACACCUUGACUUGACCUGCCGUGGAGUUUAUGCCCCAGAAGAUGUGUAUCAGUUUCUACCAACCAAAGUUGGGGAAUCAAGGACUUUAAAAGUCAACUUGCGAAAUAAUUCUUUUAUUACACACGCGCUGAAGUUUUUAAGUCCCAGAGAGCCUUUCUACGUCAAGCAUUCAAAAUAUUCUUUGAGAGCCCAGCAUUACAUCAACAUGCCCGUGCAGUUCAAACCACAGGCCGUGGGCACAUUUGAAGCUUUGCUUGUUGUUCAAACUGAUGAAGGCAAGAGUGUAGCCAUUCGACUAAUUGGUGAAGCUCUUGAAAAAACUAACUAGGAUACAUUUUGUGUAAAGUAAAUGGACUAAGUUAUA
Messenger RNA from Eptesicus fuscus (big brown bat), 7368 nucleotides. It is a transcript of the gene CEP192, whose product is annotated as centrosomal protein 192. Lineage: Eukaryota; Metazoa; Chordata; Mammalia; Chiroptera; Vespertilionidae. Gene Ontology annotation, biological process: protein localization to centrosome; centriole replication; centrosome-templated microtubule nucleation. Bases 1 to 7332 code for a protein of 2443 amino acids. Gene Ontology annotation, cellular component: cytoplasm; centriole; pericentriolar material. The record is from RefSeq and is a predicted model, not a curated record. Gene Ontology annotation, molecular function: protein kinase binding. The transcript is spliced from 44 exons.